AUGGCGCGACAGGUCGGGGGCAGGUUGCAGGAGGUGCGAGGCAAGAUCGAGGCGCUUGCUCGGGAGCUGAACAAGGAGAUGGCGCGACUUGUUGCUGUGAGCAAGCUGAUGCCCAACGAGGCCAUCAUGGAGGCCUACGAGGCCGACCAGCGACACUUUGGUGAAAACUAUGUCCAGGAGAUUUGCGAGAAGGCUCCGCAGCUCCCUUCGGACAUCAAAUGGCAUUUCAUUGGCCACUUGCAGUCGAACAAGGCCAAGAUGCUCGUGCAAGGUGUUCCAAACCUCUUCAUGGUGGAGAGUGUGGAUAGCUCGAAGCUCGCAAACCAGCUGGACAAAGCUUGUGAUGCAGUGAAGAGAGACUUGCUGCAGGUGAUGCUUCAGGUCAACACCAGCAAAGAGGAGUCGAAGUCAGGAUGCGAGGCAGAGGAAGCAGCAGCGAUCGCUAGCCACAUCGUGAACAACUGCAAGCGCCUGAAACUUGCCGGACUGAUGACGAUCGGGAAGCUGGGAGACCCGAACCCGGAGCCUUACUUCAAGAAGCUUGUCGAGUGCCGUAGCAUGAUCGCCAAGGAGCUCGGAGUCGAGGAGUCUUCUCUCCUUCUGAGCAUGGGGAUGAGCGGAGACUACGAGCUUGCCAUCCGCAUGGGCAGCAAUAACGUGAGAGUCGGUUCGACCAUCUUCGGAGAGCGACCCCCUAAGGAGAAGUCCGGCGGGGAGCAGGCCAGUCCAGCCGUGAGUGGAGGAGCAGCAGACAAGGCAGCUGGUCAGGAGGGGACCGUGCUCGCGACGGAGGGGUCUUGGUUCCAGCAGACCACGUCCUGGAUCCUUCGACAUCCUCUAUCCGCUGCCUCUUGCCUGGCGCUGGCGGCCACUUGCGCUUAUCAGCUCAGGAGACUCAAGUUGGCCUAG
Molecule: messenger RNA, 909 nt
Organism: Guillardia theta CCMP2712
Lineage: Eukaryota; Cryptophyceae; Pyrenomonadales; Geminigeraceae
Exons: 5
Coding region: 1-909 (302 amino acids)
Cellular component (GO): intracellular anatomical structure
Molecular function (GO): pyridoxal phosphate binding
Source: RefSeq, a predicted model, not a curated record